Polypterus senegalus (gray bichir) is the source of this 4575-nucleotide messenger RNA. It is a transcript of the gene fhdc1, whose product is annotated as FH2 domain containing 1. Lineage: Eukaryota; Metazoa; Chordata; Cladistia; Polypteriformes; Polypteridae. The coding region runs from base 481 to 3945 and encodes 1154 amino acids. The record is from RefSeq and is a predicted model, not a curated record. The transcript has 12 exons.
GAGGAGCUCUCUGUUGCUUUUAAUCCCUUUUACCUCAGAGCAGGCAGAGUGAGUUGGGAGUUCUCUCUGCUGGCCCGUGUGCUCUGAGUGGCACAUCUCAUCGCGUUUCCUCAGUUGCUAAAUAAAUAACGGGCACAGAUGGCGGAUCAGGUGGCCUGAGCUGACAGUGUGAGCUGGAAUGGUUGCCAUGGCCACCUGGGAGGCACAAUGAAGAUGACACAUCAAAACACUGGGGCUGUCACAUUAGGGCGGACAGGUGCCCUGGCACACAUGGAUCCUUCAGAAGAGUGGCAAAGGGUCUCUGCGUGGAGGCAAUAACUGGAUACUCAACUUGCAUCACACAGAACUAAUGAACCCCAAAUUGGCAAUGCCUGCUGGAUCCCCUACUCUGGUGAUGAUUUAUCCUUUUUCUUCUUCUUCUUCUCCUCCUCCUUCAUGUCCUGCCCUCCUGCCUCGGCUCUUUGACCGCUGGUCAGUAGAAUGUAUGUUAUGAACUGUCUGUCCUUGCUCAGCGAGCCGAUACACUGCGAUGGUGAGCGGACAGAAACCGUAUUGAUGCCUGGACAUCCCUCUGUCUCGGAAACUUCCAUCGGAGUCGCCCCUCCUCCAUCUUCUACUCCUUCCACUCCACUACAUCUGCCUCCACCGCCACCUCUUCCACCCCCAUCCCCCGGGAUCCCCCCUCCCCCACCUCCACCCGGGAUCCCUCCACCUCCGCCCCCUCCGUUGCUUCCCCCUGGUCAGGGAAGGCCAGACACAGGUCAGUUCAAGAAGAGGAGGGUGCGGAGCUUCUUCUGGAAGACAAUUCCUGAAGAGAAAGUGCGAGGCAAGCCCAACAUCUGGACUUUGGCCUCUCGCCGGCCUCAUUACCAAAUCGAUGUGCGCACCAUUGAAGAGCUUUUCGGGCAUCAAGAGGACAGCAAAGUUGUUGGCAUUUCAUCGGGACAGGGAUCCCGUGGCUCCUGGACGGCCUUACAGAAUGGGAAGGAAGAGGUCAGUAUUCUGGACUCCAAGAGAAGCAUGAAUGUUGGCAUUUUACUGAAGCAGCUCAAGAAGUCAAGUGAGUGCAUUAUUGAAGAUAUCCGUCUGGGAAGAAGCGAGCAGUAUGGGGCAGACACUUUGAAGGAAUUACUGAAGUCACUUCCUGAGGCUACAGAGGUGAAGAGUUUGCAAGCAUUUAAGGGAGACGUCAGCAAGCUGACCUUGGCAGACUCUUUCAUAUAUCACCUGAUCCAAGUGCCAAGCUUUGCUCUGCGUAUUGAAGCCAUGGUGCUGAAAGAAGAAUUUCUCCCUAGCUUCUCUUCCCUGCAGAAUGACAUCAGUGUUAUACGUGCGGCCAUUAAAGAGCUCAUGUCCUGUGAGGAGCUCCAUGCCGUUCUGCACCUGGUCCUUCAGGCAGGGAACAUCAUGAAUUCAGGAGGAUACGCUGGCAAUGCUGUUGGCUUCAAGCUGUCAUCCUUACUGAAACUGGCAGAUACCAAAGCAAACAAACCUGGCAUGAACCUGCUGCACUUUGUGGCCCUGGAGUCCCAGAAGAGAGAGGAGAACCUCUUAGGUUUUCCUCAGAAGCUGCUCCAUGUUCAGAACGCUGCCAGAAUUUCGGUGGAAAACAUAGAAGCUGAGUUCCAAUCAUUGUCCUCCAGAACCAAAUCAAUAGAAAAGCAGAUAAAAGAGGACACCGAGCUCCUGCGGCAGACGGAGGUGUUUAUCCAGAGUGCCGCCAAGACCCUGGAGGAACUGGAACGUCAAAUGAAGACUAUGCAGAUGGAGGGAGCUGUGCUCAUUGACUUCUUUUGCGAAGAUAAAGACACCAUGAAGCUGGACGAAUGCUUCAGAAUAUUCCAGGACUUCUGCCUCCGAUUUAACAAGGCAGUUAAGGACAACUGGGAAUGGGAAAUGAAGGAAAUCGCACGGCAGAAGCGACUGAGAGAACUGGAAGAGAAGCGUCACUCCUGGGCUGCGGGUGAACGGAGCAGCUGCUUUGGUCGGAGCAGUAGUGAAAACGAUGUGCAGAUGCUCACAAAGGAAGGACUUCUCGACUUUCUACAGCAACGGUCUCAGAGUCCUCUUUCACGUACUUCCAGCGUGAGGCGCUCCAGGCAUUCACUUGCUGCGAUGGCAGACAGAGAGCUGCAAAGUUUCCUUGAAGUCUCCACUUCCCAGGAGCCAAUUCGAUUCAACAGCCUUCCCCGGUCACGUGGGCAUCAUUCAAGGAAGAGCAUUCCAUGGCUAGAUUAUAAAAACGACAAUCGAGAAAUGGCAGGUCAGUUCAGCCCAAACUUAAAUAGAAACCAAACAGCUGACCAUUGGAAAAAGAAGGAAAAUGAACUUCAAAUUCCCUCUGUUAGUUACGGCAAGGAAAGGAAGACUGACGAAGAUGCAUGUGGAAACAAUAACCAACAAGCUGUUACUGUCAAUAGCUGGCAGCAAGGCAGAAACAGCUCCCAAAAGACAACAGCUCCCAACUGCAGCCAAAUGAACGUCACUGUGGAAAGACACACUUUAGUCACAGGGCUUCAAGCGUUUGACAUGAUGUCACUGCCCAAUGAUAACAAUAACUGCUUAAGGAACCAUAGGAUUGCAGACCUUGAGAUGAUAGGUGACAAAAUGAGGGCCGUCAGUGUCUCAGACCCAAAUUUGAAUCCUUCUGGUCAAUUUCAUCACAGGGAUUAUGAUUCUAUGAACUCAACCACCGCCAAAUCUUCAUCCCGUAAGGAGGAGGAAGAUAAUCACAGCACGGAUGUUUCAUCAACCACCUGUGGCACCCCAGUAGAAGGCAGAAGGCCAGUGUUUUACAUUGUGGACUGCACGGAGACUGACUGUUCCAUAACAUUGGAUUACUCCGAAGAGGGUGAGCAGCCGAUAAUGACAAAUGAUGACAAGGUGGAUGCUCCUGAGAGCAUGGAUACAGAGGCUAUAGAUUCCAGUAACACGAAAGAUCAAAUUUCCCCAUCAGAAUCAAGCAAUGUUCCCUCUGUCACCCAAUCCAAUGCAGAGGACCAGAGAGACUCGAGGACCUCAAAAUCAGGUAAUGUGGAUAGGAAGGAUAAUGCAAUGAAGAAAGUGAGUAAGGAGAAGUCAUCGUCAAAAGGCCAUGGAUCUCACCCUGCUGCUGGCACAAGACCUGUAAGGACGCUGAACCCUUCCGAAAGCCAGAACAUGCGAAAAGUAGUGCCCAUCUCCAAGGCAAGCCGUCAAGCAACCAGUACAAAAAGAACAGAACGUUUAUCUGUUAGGGAGAGCAGCAACGCUGAGAUGAGACGCCCCCACCGAGAAAAGAGUAAUUUGUCAGCAAAGGCUGACCACACUCCUAGGCCCCCUCGGCGUGCAAGUCUUCCUGCAGAAAGUCUUAAGUUCCAUCGCGAAUCACCGGCACGUUCCUCCUCCAGGGUGAUCAAGGAGGUUACUCCACGUAAGAACUCAGUCAAAAAACCCAGUGCCAAGCCAGUACGAAACAUUCCCAAACCGGAGGAAAAAAUGUGUCGAGCCACAAUGAAGGCUCUGGCCCAAGACCAGGCUGCAUGUGAGGCCAGUAGAUCUCCAAAAAUGGACCAAUCUGCUAAUAAGUCUGCAACUUUCACGCCAAGGUUUGCAAGGAAUACAGUGGCCUCCUCCUCUCGACGUACCAAAAAGGAGUUGGCCCCUGAUUCGAAUCCCCCUACACCUUCCAAAAAGUCCACCCUAACAAGAACCGGCCCUCUGAGGCAGUCUGUUAGCAAGACCACUUCUGUGCAUCAAGAUGGAGAAAAGUCACCUCUUUUCUUGAGGAGGGUGCAGAGCAUGCGAGUUGGCAUAGGGGUUGAGCAGCGCAGUCAGACUCCUCCUCCUCCCAAACGGGAGCCUUCGCGGAAAGGGAGCAGCUUUUCGGAGCGAUCUUUAGUGCAAGGAAGAGAACUGAGUCGAACUCCACCCACACCUAAAACACAGAGGCCCAUGUGGAAAUAAAUAAGCAGAAAUUUCUUGAUUUUUUUUUUUUUUAUUUUAAUUUUGUAAAGUCGGAGAUCUGCCAUAACACUGAAAACACUUUCUCAAAUCAUUGCCUUAAAAGGGGGUACAUGGCAAGCUUUACGGUACACAGAUUUAUGAUUUUUUCUUCUAUUUUCCAAAAACUUUUUAACAUCUUUGGGAUGCUUUUAUGAUACUUCAUAUGACUCUGAAUUGAGGAGGCCAAAAAAAUACAGAAGCACUUGGUCAUUUUACAGAGCCUUACGCAGCAAAUGCCUUUGUCAUAUGUGAAAACCUUUACCAGUUCUACUAAACUUUAUGCAUGCUGCACGUGGACCCAAAGCAGGCCGUGUCUCCCGUUGCCUGUUUUCACGUUUCUAUUCAAAAUAUGCAACACUUUACAAAAAUUCUCAUACUGUUGCUUUCAAGGGUUCCUGUGACUUUAUGCUUAACGUUUGAAAUGAAAGCCUCACUUAUGUUAGUGCAACUCUUAUUUCUUGUUUUUUUUUGUGUUGCUGCUUCUUGUAAAGAGCUUUCUGUUUUGAAUGGUUUCAUGUAUUGGCUGGAAGAUCCAUUUUGUAAAUGCAAGCUUUUGGUGAAUUGUUUAAAGAAAAAAAUGGUCUAUUUGUA